Molecule: messenger RNA, 914 nt
Organism: Mauremys reevesii (Reeves's turtle)
Lineage: Eukaryota; Metazoa; Chordata; Testudines; Geoemydidae
Exons: 2
Coding region: 66-689 (207 amino acids)
Biological process (GO): positive regulation of DNA-templated transcription
Cellular component (GO): nuclear body
Source: RefSeq, a predicted model, not a curated record
UCAUUUCCUGUUUGGUCACCAUCAGCACAGGUGACCAUCAGCACAGUCCACCAUCACAGGCGACCAUGCAGAGUCCACCAUCACAAGAGAUCACGCAGUCCCGGAUUUGCAGACGAGCUCCCGCAUGGUCCGAAUGGGAGGUACUGGAUCUCAUUGCAUGUUGGGGAGACGAAUCUGUUAUGGCAGAACUAUAUUCCAAAAAAAGGAAUGCAAAUACAUACGUUAAAGUCUCCAGGGCCAUGACAGAGAGAGGCUACUCCAGGGACACAGAGCAGUGUUGUACAAAAAUCAAGGAGCUCAAGCAAGCAUACCAAAAAGCCAGUGAGGUGAACAGGCACUCUGGGUCACAUCCCCAUACAUUCUGCUUCUACUGUGAGCUGCAUGCAAUUAUGAGGGGUGACACCACCACUACCUCAUCACUGUCCGUAGACACCUGCAAGGGGGGAGUUGCACGGAAUGAGGAGGAAGAGUCAUUGGAGGAGAACAGUGCACAGGCGGCAAGUGGGGAAUCUGUUUCCCCCCCUAGCCAGGAACUAUUCUUAAUACUGGAGCCAAUAGCCUCUCCCCACUCUCAAGGUGGGCUCCCGGACCAUGACCCUGGAGAAGGUACUUCUGGUGCAAAUGUUUCAACAUGGCCCUUAUCUAUUCUGUUCCAGUGGCUGGUCCAAAUUAGAAUGCAGAAAAAAUGAACUCAGGAUGACAUGUUCGCCAAGUUCAUGCAGUCCUCCCGCACUGACAGGGCCCAGCUGAAUGUGUGGAGGCAAACAAUUGCGGAGUCCCAUAAAGCAUUACGGGAACACAAAGAGAGGAGGAACGUGUGUGAUGAGAGCAGGCAGGACGCUAUGGUCAAGCUCAUGGGGGAGAAAACUGACAUGCUCCGCUGUAUGGUGGAUCUAAUGCGGGAAAGGCAACAA